AUUUAUGAACGAGAGUGGUCGAUUUGAUCUUCUCCAACUAUCCUUCUCAUCCAAGUGCGAUCGGAUCGGAUCGGAUCGGAUUGGAUCUGGGUUUUAUAUUUUUUUGACAAACCCUUCUCCGUGUUUCGAUCUUUCUAUCGCUCACUCAAAAAAACCCUAAUCUUGAUUUUUCUUUUCCUCGUUCUCUGUUCGAUUAAGCGAUUCUAUCUUCUGAGAACAUUGAAUCGGUUUUGUUUUAUUGAAAGACGGAAACUUUUUCUUCAAUUUCGAGCGAGUAGAGUCAGUGACGAUGUCUUGGGCUGGUCCUGAAGAUAUUUACCUUUCGACAUCACUCGCUAGUUAUCUCGAUAGAAAGAUACUUGUGCUCCUUAGAGAUGGUAGAAAGCUAAUGGGAACUCUCCGUUCAUUUGAUCAAUUCGCCAAUGCGGUUCUAGAAGGUGCUUGCGAGAGGGUUAUUGUUGGGGAGCAAUACUGCGAUAUUCCUUUAGGCCUCUAUGUAAUCCGUGGAGAGAAUGUUGUUCUGAUUGGUGACCUUGACACAGAGAGAGAGGAGCUUCCUCCAAAUAUGAUUCGUGUCUCAGAGACGGAAAUUAAAAGGGCGCAAAAAGUGGAGAGGGAAGCAAGUGAGCUGAGAGGAACAAUGAGGAAGAGAAUGGAGUUUCUUGACUUCGAUUAAGACAGAUUAUGUCCCCAUUGAUUCUUGGCUUUGAUGCUCUGCUUUGGCUCACAAGUUUUAUGAAGAGCCUUCUCUGGUGUGUGGAUGUAGUUCUCGUUUUUCAUUUUGAAAGUGACAAAAAUAAUCUACUCGUCUUCGGAUCUAUUUUACAUUUUUAUAAGAAGAAAAAAAAUCAC
This is a messenger RNA of Eruca vesicaria subsp. sativa (arugula), 852 nucleotides long. The record is from the annotation of a GenBank genome assembly. Lineage: Eukaryota; Viridiplantae; Streptophyta; Magnoliopsida; Brassicales; Brassicaceae.